AUGGCCUGCCUCUGCGUAGCCAUCCUGGGGUUCCUUGGGCAUCGCCCAUCCAACCUUCAACGCCUGCGGGCUCUCUUUGGGCGAAGAAGAGGGAAAGUGACCUUUGCAUCUGUGGGAAAAGAGCCCAGGCAGCGGACUGCAGCUGCCCCAUCCAGAAAGACCGUCGCCAACUGCGUUGAAGCCUACUUGCGCGAGAAGAACCAGGACCAGAAGCGCCAUCUGGAGUUCCUUGAGGCCGCAAGAACCGCCUGCCAGGGAGGGCGGAGAAGGCUGCCAUUCUGCAAAGAGGUGGUGGGGGAGGCCAUCAAGGACAUCAUGGUGGGCUCCCUACUGGAGGUGGGCCCGACCUUCCUCUCCGCCAUGGCCGCUGUGGAGCGCCUGAGCAAAUUCCCGCCGGCAUUCAGCACUCCACUGCGCCAGUCCCUGGAGACCUGGGCGCUGCGCCUGGUGCUGGGCCGCAGCUCAGGCCCCGGAGAGGAGGGAAGCCAGGCUCCAGGGGAUGUGGCUGAGGAGGGUCUCCUCCAAAUGCUCAGGGGGCUUCUCCGGGAGGACCCAUCUGCUGGGCACCUGGCCUCCAUCUUCGAACAACUCGUCUACUGGGGCCAGCCCAGGUGGACUGGGAGGCUUCCAGGUACCGUCCACAACCAUCGGUCAAGCAACCUGCUGGGCAUCAUGAAAGAGCUACCUUCCAUCAGUAUCCUGGAGGAGGACGUCCUGGGCCAUGUCGUGGGUGCAGUUGGGCGGUCUCCCCUGGCUUCGAAUCCCGAAGAAGGCAUCCAGCAGAAGCUGUGGAAGUGA
This is a messenger RNA of Sphaerodactylus townsendi, 798 nucleotides long. RefSeq lists its product as uncharacterized. Lineage: Eukaryota; Metazoa; Chordata; Lepidosauria; Squamata; Sphaerodactylidae. The record is from RefSeq and is a predicted model, not a curated record. The transcript has 9 exons. The coding region runs from base 1 to 798 and encodes 265 amino acids.